Molecule: messenger RNA, 1186 nt
Organism: Schistocerca americana (American grasshopper)
Lineage: Eukaryota; Metazoa; Arthropoda; Insecta; Orthoptera; Acrididae
Exons: 3
Coding region: 565-1068 (167 amino acids)
Source: RefSeq, a predicted model, not a curated record
CCAGCAUGGUCUUCAAAUUAUGAACUCCGUUGCAACCAAACUCUGACUGUGGAGAUAUGCAGAAUAUUGAGGCAGUGUUUUUCGUGUAGUAAAUAACGUUCUACCUCAGCCACAAUGUCUUUCCUUAAUAAUGCUACUAGUUUGGAAGAUUAAUACUCCAUCGUCAGAUAAUUUAACCUUAAAUUGUCCAUACAUACAAAAAUAAUACUCCAAAACUCUUAGCACAGUUAAUAAAGGAUAUUGUGACAUGUCGAAAUAUGAAUAUGCAUCUGGUGCGUCAUACAUUAAUUUUUCUCAUAUUCCUGAAAUUCUUUUGAGUGGCUGAAAAAAGAAAAAGAUCGAAAUAUUUUGCAGAGUAGUGCAGUCGUAGUGCAGGAUGCACGGAGCGUCAUUUAGAAUGUGUUACAACGUAAUGUACGGCCUACUGGGCUGCGACCACAGCUGAUCGGUGGCCAGUUUUUUGUAGUGACUGUAUCUAAUGAGUCUGAGUGUUAUGUUUUGUGGAAUAUUUACUGGUGCAUGCGACUAUGUAAGUGCACCGCUAAAAUUGCAUGUUGAUCCUGAAUGUUAAAACAGCCGCAUUUGCAGUUUUUCCCCGAAACGCAGUUAAGCGUGCUGUGUAUGAAUUCGAAUGAUGAAUGUAAAUUAACUUCAUGUUGGUGUUCGAUGUCUGAAGUACUGUUCUGUAUGUGUUUCCUGCGAGAGAUCAGUGUUAGCUGCCUGGACUUGCUGGCACGCCACCCAGUGCGUAGAGUGUUCCCGAAUGCUGUGUGGUCUGGGCAUUGUCGUUUGCUUGUUGGAGAGGUCUCCCCGUACUUUCACGGUGGACCACGGGACCCCAGGCCUGCAGCAGUCCCACGCCUACGAGCCGCUGCACUCGUCUGUGCGCCGCAUCCUGUCCGGGGAGAAGGAGAAGGAGGCGCACGUGCAGGUGGUGAGAGCUACCACCGUCUGACCGCCCCCACCCCGCCUUGCUGCUGCGCUCCGCGCCCUCGGCGGUUCCAAGCCGACGACUCGUCCAGCAGUUGGUUGCCAUCGGCGGAAGCGACGGCUCGGGUCUACAUUUGAAGGCAAGAUCACAUCACGAAUCUUUGGUGUUCCUCCCAAACGAAAGAGAAAAAACCCUUUUCAAUGGAAGUUAACGCUUCGUCCAAUCGUUGAAAAAUAUUUCAGUGCUGCGCGAUUA